AUGUCCACACCGACGUACACGCCUCUACCUCCCAUAGUCCCCUACACCGCCUUUCCGCAACCAAUCACUGCGCUUUCCUUCGAUCCCGUCUCCGACACUCUCUGGACAGGCAAUAAUGCGGGUACAAUCGCAGCGUACUAUUCGGCACAUGGCCUGCGCGGAGUGAGCUUCAAAGUUGGCGGGAACCUCGCGGUCAAGAAACUGGUCGCGGACGAGAGCGUUGUAAAGGCUUGCGCUGUCAGUGGCGAAGGAGUCGGCGCUUGGAGCAAGGGAGGUGUAAACAAGUGGUAUUACAGAACACCUCUGUCUGUCACGACCUUCUCGCAUACCACCCAGUCAAACUUGCUGGCAGCGGCGACGCCCACACCUGAACUCGUACUGUUGAACUCCCUCACAGGCACGUUAACCCGGACGACCUCCUUAUCUUCCGUUGCGAACCAGCUGCAUUUCUCGUCGUCCUCUCUACUUCUUUCCGGCGGGUCCGAUGGAUUUCUGCGCCUCCACGAUCCUCGUACAGGCAUGCGUCGUGAAGCCGGCUCUGAACAUGCUGUUCGGGCUCAUCAAUCGGAGAUCCAGGGUUUGACAUCGUCCGGGCAUGUCGCCUACACUAUCGGCUGGGGACUACGUCAAGGUCGCCCUGUACCAGACCAGCUUGUCAAACUGUACGACCUUCGCACGAUGCGGGCGCUCGCACCCCUACAAUUUGCCAUGGGCCCCGCGUUCAUCUCGCUUCUUCCACGACGGUCAAACUCGCUCGUCGUGUCAUCCAAUCAAGGACAUGUCAAUAUAUUCGAUACUUCCAACCCAGCCAGUGUCGAGUUCUACCAAGUUGACUCGCCCGCUUUCAUAUCAAGCGCUGCGGUAUCCCCCACGGGCGCGUUCAUGGCUUUCGGAGACGCGGAUGGCGCUGUGCACUUGCUCAGUUGUGCAGAUGCCUCUGUGCCGCUCAACGGAUUCGAAGGUCAACCGGUAGAAUGGGCUGAUUCGCCCGAGCCUCUCCCCGAAAUUGCAUGGGAUGAUCAAACGCCUCUGAAUUCCGUGGGCUUGCCGCAUUACAACCAGAUGUUGCUCAGCGCCUGGCCUGCGCAUCUCAAGAGCCGGCCCAGUCGCCCGCCUCCAAAGAUCCCUGAGUCCAUCCUCAGGACGGCCAAGAUGAGCGACGGAAUCAUGUACGCGCCUCUACCGCGGGAGCUGCGUGGGAUGCGGAAUGUGGUGGUGGACAGGGAGGAGGAAAAGGGGAGGUUCAGGUCCACGGCCGGCAAGAAGAAGUCUGCGCGGGAGAGGGAACGUGAAAGCUUUGACGAUGGUGAUUCGUCAAAGGUCGUAUCUGCGGAUGGCGUACCGUCCAAGUACCGCCGUGUCGAGAUCGAGUACUCUCGUUUCGGCGUCGAAGACUUCGACUUCGGUUUCUACAAUCGGACGUCCUAUAGCGGGCUCGAAACGCAUAUCUUGAACUCUUACACCAAUGCGCUCCUUCAGACCUUACACUACACUCCACCAUUGCGUGCGCUUGGGAAGAGUCAUAUCGCCACCGACUGCGCGAGGGAGUGGUGUCUACUUUGCGAGUUAGGGUUCGUUUGCAGGAUGUUGGAGGAUGCGGGAGGGAGGAACUGUCAGAGUUCGAACUUCUGUCGAACGGCAGGCGGACUAGCUCAAGCUGCGAACGCGCUCGAGCUGGUAGAUUACGGCACCGGUAGCGGGCCCGGGAUGGACUACGCGGAUAUGAUACAAUCGUUUCACCGGUUCCUGGUCGAUCAUCUCGCCAUCGAGGGCAACGCAGCGCCGCACAACCCCAUCCUCAUCUCUCGGCCUACAUCGUUAGAGCAUACAACUCCGUCGGCGCAUGUGCAGGCGACGUCUGCCUCGUCAGCCGCUGUGAACGCGCCGUCCGCUGCUGUGUUGGCGAUGGCGGCACCGCCACCUUCGCCACACGGCGAACCCUCCGCAUCAUCUGCGCCCUCGCCUAUCACCCAGCUACUUGGUCUGGGAGGCCACACAGUAUCAACAUGUGCACAAUGCGGCGCCCGCUCUUCUCGCCCGUCCUCAGCCCACAUCCUCGACCUUAUCUACCCUCGCGCUGGCGGGCCCGUGACAUCUACUUCACCGUCGACACUAGAUGAGAUACUUGAAACGUCUCUGGCGCGCGAGAUCACACAUCGGGCGGCAUGUGCCAUGUGCAGGAGUGGCGCGAUGCACACAAGCCGGAGAGAGGUGAAAGCGGAUGAGUUGCCGCCUGUAUUGGCCGUCAAUGCAAACGCUAGUGGAGAGGAUGCCGCAGAAGCUUGGGCCGAUCGUGGCAGAGGGAAGGCACUAUUACCGGCGGGAGGACGAGUGACGGUCCGAGGCACUACAGGAGGGGUAGACGAAGAAGUCGAAUAUGAGCUUCGUGCGAUGGUUGUCAAGAUCGCUCCAGGACCUGGCCGUACACCCCACCUCGUCUCCUUUGCCCGCGUCUCUCCCAAUAGCGACGAAGAAUGGUAUCUCUUCAACGACUUCCUGGUGCAGCCCGUCACCGAGGCAGAGGUGCUGAGCUUCCCUGCUCCAGGCGCCGGACGAUGGAAGGUUCCUGCGAUAUUGUACUUCGAAAGAGUCGAUUGUAAGGAAAGGGUCGAUUAUGGGGCUAUGUCGGGGAAGGAGGAAGGGGAUGUCAUGGGGAUCCUGGGAAGGGAUACCAACAUAGCUGUGAAUCGCGACCCUGCACUCAUCCAACAUGUCCCUCUCGCUCCGUCAGAGCGCCCUACACCCGGUACCGUCAUCGCCAUCGACGCCGAGUUUGUACAGAUGCAGGCAGAGGAAGCCGAGUUCCGAAGCGACGGAACGCGCACGGUACUUCGACCAGCUCGACUCGGCCUCGCGCGUACGAGCGAAGCCGUCGUCGACUACUUGACGGAGUUCUCCGGCGUCAGCUUUGGCGACCUCGACCCGACUGUGAGCCGAUACACCCUCACACCUCUCAAAGUUGUGUACAAGAAGCUGCGCGCACUUGUGGACUGCGGUUGUAUCUUCAUUGGUCACGGACUGUCGAAGGACUUCCGUAUCAUCAAUAUCUUCGUCCCGCCAGAUCAAGUCAUCGACACGGUAGACGUCUAUUUCAUACGCGAGCGCCAACGGCGACUCAGCUUGCGCUUCUUGGCGUGGACUGUGCUCCAUGAACGUAUUCAGGCGCAUACUCAUGAUAGUAUCGAAGACGCGCGGACAGCAUUGCGCCUCUGGAAAGCGUUUCAAGACCUCGAAGCGCAGGGUCCUGGAGCAUUCGACGUACGCCUUGAGGAGGUGUACAAAGAAGGCCGAGAACUCGGAUGGAAGCCACCACCUGAUCCAGAUGCUGAACCCGCUCCCUCGACGGCACCGGUUGCACCAUCAACAGCUCCUUCACCAUUCAGCGGUCUACUGCCCGCGUUCGGCGCACCGGUGUCACAAAACCCCGGCUUGUUCGGUCAGCCUGUACAGAUGGUGGGCGGACAGCUGCAGAUGGCGGGAUCGAUGAUGGGCAUGGGCAUACCGACAUUCUUUCAGCCGCCGCCCCCGUCUUCGAGACAGGGAGGCAGAGGGCGUUGGGGACAGUAA
Messenger RNA from Peniophora sp. CBMAI 1063, 3567 nucleotides. Lineage: Eukaryota; Fungi; Basidiomycota; Agaricomycetes; Russulales; Peniophoraceae. The record is from the annotation of a GenBank genome assembly.